Molecule: messenger RNA, 2696 nt
Organism: Silurus meridionalis
Lineage: Eukaryota; Metazoa; Chordata; Actinopteri; Siluriformes; Siluridae
Exons: 2
Coding region: 1205-2443 (412 amino acids)
Source: RefSeq, a predicted model, not a curated record
AAAAUGAAUCAUGGCAUAGUUUAUAAUUAUGUAUUUGCAUCCUUUUGAUUUUAUUUAAAUAAUAAUAUUUUCAAAAUGUAUGUAGUCAAAUUGCUUAGAAUCCAUGUAAAUUGGUUCAUUCUGAAAACUAUUCGAUUUAAUCAGUUAACAAUUAUGAAUAUGGUUUAAAUAUAUCUAGCUGUGGAACGAGCCAGAUCCUAUAAGUUAUAUUUUAUGAGAUUGGUUUGCAUAUAAUUUAUGGGCAAUGGAAUUGUUUAGAGGCGGAAAUUAUCCAUACUCCAGUCGGUAGGGAGCGGUACUGCACAUACACAUGUCUAUGGCAAUGCACAUGAAAAAAAAAAAAAAGCAGCAACCCGCGCGCGGCAGAGGCAGUUGAAAAAACACCGUUCUCCUCGCCAUCUUACAUCGGAUCAUCUUCUUGGAUCAACCUGAUUGCAAGGCAAGUUACAUAUGUAUUCAUCGUAUAAAAGUUGACUGCUUUCAAUAUAUAUGUGUGUUAUUACUGCUGUUGAUAUCGUAUUAAACUGUAUCAAUGCACUGACUAUCAAUUUGCAUUUAUUCCACUUAUGUUAGCUAACUAACUUGCACAUGGUUCUUAUAAAAGCUAACUUUAUCUACUUUCCCCUUAAGCUACUUUUUUCAGCUAGACAGUAUAAUUAAAAGUAACUGGGAUGCGUAUUUAUUUUUGGUUUAACGUUAUAUUAAUUUCCGUAUUUUCUGACCUGAAUAACAUAACUUAGAACUUUGGCCACGUGCAUAGCUUAAGUUAAAUCCGAGAGGAAAAAAUGGUUUUAGGUGUUAACUGUUUAAAGAUUAAAAUAGCGAUGUGUCAUUAAACGAUUACUAAACCAACUGCAAUUUUAAAUGUAUUUAAAUCGUACAUGGAUAACUUCCAACAGUUGCCAGUUGGUCGGGUGUUCUAUGUGAACCAUGGUUUUACCCCGUCUGUGUCUUUUGCUGUUGGUCUGCUCUUGUUCUGUGGUUUAACGUUUGACGGCAAAUAAAGACAGUUAUAAACUACUGCAAUUAGUAAAUGACAGUACUAUUCUAAUAAUUCUCUAAAAAUAUAAUGCUGGCUUUGUAAUUUCAUAAUCAAAAGUAUGCUUUUGUUUCUAACUAAAACCAUUUUUUUUCCUUUUCAGAUACAUCAAGCAUCUUUUCUUACAUCUAAAUGGUGGGACAACCUCCUAGACCUUAUAUGUGAAUGUGGCCAUGCAAAGUGUGUGACAUUUCAUUAUCUACCCGGUAUGAAUUGCUAAAACAUUUUAGGCUGAAACAUUUCCACUAUGGUCGCAAUUGCCGAUAUCCCUGUCUAUAUGCAGAUUGCCCAUGUACAUUCACAAGUUGGAAGAAUCUUUUGAGUCACACAUAUCAAACACACAGGAAGUUAACAGCAGCAAAUGUUCAGUUAACUACAUUCUUUUGUCAGACGUGUGCAUGUAAGGAAAUUUUAACUGAAAAGGAAUACUUUGCUCAUGUAAAUCAACAUCUUAGGCAGUAUGAAAACGUAACUUGUAUGUUUGAAGGAUGUACGUUUGAGACAAACAUAUAUGGAACAUUUCACUCGCAUAAAAAUCGUAAACAUAAUCCCUACACUCUAAACGAUUUUAAGGCAGGUGUUGUUAAACUCGCUGCUCAGUCAGACGAAUCUGGUAGUACUGUAGAUGAUAGCCCCUCAUCUUCUGCGGACAUAGAUUUUGUACCUCCGUUAGAUGCAGAUAGUGAUAUAGAUACUUCAGAUGACCUGCCGAAAUUAGUAGAACAAAAAAUAGCUGCAGUUUUUCUGAAGUUGGAAAACAUUUUUCAUGUGCCAUCUACAGCUAUUGAUGAACUACUUGAUGAACUACACUUCCUCUUAAGUACUGUGUCUGUGCCUGUAACUUGUAGCAGUCUUUCAGAUUUUUUCAAAAACAAAAACCUUGAAGUUGAUAGCUUAAUUAUUAAGGAACUAGCUGAUGUACUGUGUAAAUCUAACCCUUUAGUAAAAUCAAUAGGGAAAGAUGGUCCCCUUUCUACAACUUAUAAGAGAAAAGAGUACUAUAAGGAUUUGUUAAAUAUUGUUGAGCCAGUGGAGUUUAUUCUGGACCAAAAAAAGAGCAGGACAUUUCAGUAUAUCCCAUUACUGCAGUCUUUACAGCAGCUACUUGAUUGUACUGCAGUGUUAAAAGGUAUUAUCAGUAGCCACAGAACACAGGAAAGUACAGACCAGUUAGAUAAUCAGCAGUAUCGCUCUAUAAGAGACGGUUUGUAUUUUAAGGACAACACUUUCCUGUCAGGUGAUGAGUUGCGAAUUUGUUUAACUUUGUACAUCGAUGAUUUUGAGCUAUGUAAUCCCCUGGGUACAUCGCGAAAAAAACACAAAUUGUGUAGUGUGUACUGGAUUCUGAAUAACUUGCCACCAGGCUCUCAUUCAGCACUGUCUUCCAUUUAUUUAACGGUUUAAAAAGAAAUAAAUAAUUAAAGUAGUGCAAUUAACCUUGGUGUGUUAAGUAAAGAAUGAAAGUACUUUAUUUUUUGUUGAGGUUGCACACAACACAGUAUCAGAGAGCACAGACUGUCUUGCUAGCUCCUCUUUUUGCUGCCUUUUGUGCUUGUUAUUUCUAAAAUAAAAAUGUGAAAUGAAGUGACCCUCUGGCCAUUCUUUUUUGUGUUGUAUAUUGUGAUUGGGGAGGGGAAAUGGUGAUGAAUAAGUAAAU